AUGAGCGCGGUGAUGUCUGCCCUGUCCAGCCGCAGGGGCAGCAGAGUGUCCACGCCGGCGGGAUCGGUGACCGGUUCCGUUGCCGGGAUCUCCUCGGACACGGAGUCCCGUCAGGCCGAGCAGAUCCACCACCUCAUGGUGGCCGCCCGGAAGUGGCGUCAGAAGUACGAGACGGCGGGUCUGGAGCUGAAGGCGGCCGCCAAGAAACGCCGGGAGAUGGAGGAGGACUUCUUAAGGAAACAGCUCAAGAUGCAGGAAGAACACACCCAGCACGAGAAGGCGAGUCUGAAGGCUCAGGCUGAGAAGUACGAGGAGAAAAUCACUAAGCUUAAGGAGCUGAUCAACGGACUCAAGAACUCUCUCUGGCCGACAAAGAAACUAGCCGAGCUCAACUUUCAGGUGGAUUACGAGCGCGCGAUGCGGAGAAAGGAGACAGACAACUUCACAAAAGACAAGCAGAAACUUGAAGAGGAGCUGAAAGACGAGAGUCAGCAGAACCGGAGUUUGCUGGAGAAGCGGAAGAGCAGAAUUCGUCGGCUCUGGCGCGUGUCUGCCCGGGCGGCUGCCAUGAAGGAACAACUAUCCAAGACGGCGGAGGAUGAAGACUCGCAGAAUAAGUCAAGAAGAAGGUUCCUUGAGAAGCAGACCAAGACGUAUGAGCUCAGGUGGAAGGAGGAGAAGGAACGCGCAAGACGUCUUCACGAUACCUUCAUGGCGGAGGUGGAGGAGAAAGUUCUUCAAGACGCAAAACUGGAAACUUUGAGACAAUCCUUAGAGUCGGAACUGAAGGAUGUCCAGCGGCAGAUUCAGAUGGACAACGCGAAGCUGAAAGCCGAGUUUGCCUGGCAGGAAAUGGAUCUAGUAAACCUGUACGAGAAAGGUCACCAAGAGAACACAAACCUGGUGUCAGAAGUGGAGGGAAAAGUGGGCGAUCUGAAGAGAGAGUUCUGCAUGGUGUUUGAGCAGAUACGCAACCUUCAGCAGACCGUGCAGUACAUGGAUGAAAAGUUGUACCCUGUCCAUCUCCUGGUGCAGAGACUGGAUAAGGAGAAAGUUGCAGCGACUCGCGGAGAAAUCUCGGACACAAACAUCGCGCAGACCACCAGACAGAUCUGCGUGAACGUGGCCAAACAGCGGAAGGAAAUGGCGGAGACGUUAGAGGAUGUGGAAGAUUGUCUUACCACCGGGAGUUCCCCCCGAUCUCAGCAGAUGCUGUGGGAUAACCUGACUCACCUGCAGGUUCUUGUAGACUUGAACAGCCGGGAACUCGGGGAGCUGAGAAAAAUACUAAAGUGUCGUAAAGCCAGGGGACUUUACGACAGGUCAAAGGGCACGUCAUCGACGCAAACCGGCCUCCAGGAGCACCCUUUAUCUUCCAAAGUAGCGAAUCGGUCGAUUAGAGGAAAAAGUACUUCAACGUUUCCCCGAGUAGCUGCCAGACUGUCUUCUGACUCUAAAGGGGCUAUUCAGACAAUUUGGAUGGACUUGUAAUAAGAUAUUAUGUUUUCGUUCGUUUCUGAAUUCAUUGCAGAUUCAAGUUACUAUUUGUGAUAUAGUUACAAACAAACAACUCUUCUCAAGUAAUUAAAGGAGAAUAUUCUAGGCGAUUCAUGCAAAUCCCUGAGUCAUGACGGGACUUCAAAACAGAUACAGACUUCAAAGUUGUACGAGCGUUUGCAUAUCUACA
Messenger RNA from Branchiostoma belcheri (Belcher's lancelet), 1687 nucleotides. RefSeq lists its product as uncharacterized. The record is from RefSeq and is a predicted model, not a curated record. Lineage: Eukaryota; Metazoa; Chordata; Leptocardii; Amphioxiformes; Branchiostomatidae.